This is a messenger RNA of Coffea eugenioides, 1637 nucleotides long. RefSeq names its product heparan-alpha-glucosaminide N-acetyltransferase-like. The transcript has 13 exons. Bases 1 to 1557 code for a protein of 518 amino acids. NCBI's taxonomy places the organism in Eukaryota, Viridiplantae, Streptophyta, Magnoliopsida, Gentianales, Rubiaceae. The record is from RefSeq and is a predicted model, not a curated record.
AUGGACGAUCCCAAGAAGUUGGAAGAAGGGUUUGCUGAUGAUGUCAAAGGACAUCUUGUGGAGGAAGAGGAAACAAGAAGCUUUCACGGCGAGAAAGAUAAAACUUCAAGAGUUGACGACACCAGUGUAGGUGGUGGCCAAGACGCUACAGAAUAUUGCAAGCUGAAAGAACACAAGAGCACCGGAUUAACGGAACAGCCAGCAGCACAAAAGCAGGAGCAAACUGCACUAGUGCUGACAAAACCACCAAAGACCAAGAGGAUUGCAACCUUAGAUGCAUUCAGAGGCCUCACUGUAGUGUUGAUGAUAUUAGUAGAUGAUGCCGGAGGGGCAUAUCCACGGAUUGAUCAUUCCCCCUGGAAUGGAUGCACCUUGGCCGACUUUGUAAUGCCGUUUUUUCUCUUCAUCGUUGGCGUUGCAAUCGCUCUUGCCCUCAAGAGAAUUCCCAAGGUCAAUGCUGCUGUUAGAAAAAUAAUCUCGAGAACACUAAAGCUUUUCUUCUGGGGACUUAUACUUCAAGGGGGAUACUCUCAUGCACCCAGUGACUUGUCUUACGGGGUUAAUAUGAAACUCAUACGAUGGUGCGGCAUCCUACAGAGAAUAGCUUUGGUCUACUUAAUUGUUGCUCUGAUAGAGACAUUCACCACUAAGCUCAGGCCAACCGCCAUUAGCCCUGGUUUUCUCUCCAUUUUCACGGCAUACAAAUGGCUGGGAGGAUUUGUUUCGUUUCUGAUAUACAUGUUCACCGUAUUCACUCUCUAUGUUCCUGACUGGACCUUCGUCGUGCAUCACGGGCAUGCUGCUGGAAAAUACACUGUAAAAUGUGGGAUGAGAGGACAUUUUGGACCAGCGUGCAAUGCAGUUGGUUAUGUGGAUAGACAAGUUUGGGGGAUCAAUCAUCUAUAUGCGGACCCCGUUUGGAAACGUUUAAAGGCCUGCACAUUCAGUUCUCCUGCUUCUGGUCCUCUCCGUGAAGAUGCACCGACUUGGUGCCCUGCUCCAUUUGAACCUGAAGGCUUCUUGAGUUCAAUUUCAUCUAUUCUCUCGGGCACAAUUGGCAUUCAUUAUGGGCACGUCUUGAUUCAUUUUAAGGGUCACAAGGAGAGGCUCAAGCAUUGGGUGUCAAUGGGGCUCUGCUUAAUAGUCCUAGCCUUAGUUCUUCAUUUUACAGAUGCUAUACCUAUCAAUAAGCAGCUCUACAGCUUCAGCUAUGUAUGUUUCACAGCGGGAGCAGCUGGAAUUGUAUUCUCUGGGUUCUACAUACUGAUUGAUGUUUGGGGGCAGCGGAAGCCAUUCUUGUUCCUCGAGUGGAUAGGGAUGAAUGCAAUGCUGGUGUUUGUAAUGGCAGCACAGGGCAUCUUUGCUGCCUUCAUAAAUGGAUGGUACUACGAAGAUCCCAAAAAUAGUCUAGUGAACUGGAUUCAACAGCAUGUCUUCAUUGACGUAUGGAAAUCGGAAAGAGUGGGAACGCUUUUGUAUGUGAUUUUCGCUGAAAUUGUUUUCUGGGCCGUGGUUUCUGGGGUCUUGCACAAAUUGCGCAUUUACUGGAAGCUUUAGGGAUCAAAGUCAUCAUUCAGAUGUAUAUGUUGAAUUGCCGCCUGAUGUUUCUUUAUAGUAUUUCGUUUGUGGUCUGGAAA